Ectocarpus sp. CCAP 1310/34 is the source of this 770-nucleotide messenger RNA. The record is from the annotation of a GenBank genome assembly. NCBI's taxonomy places the organism in Eukaryota, Phaeophyceae, Ectocarpales, Ectocarpaceae.
UCUGAAAACCAAUAUGAGAGGGACUGGACACGAUCGCGAGACGUACGUUGCUCAGAAAGUGUGGUCAGGAGCGCUUGCUGAUCAUCGACUGCCGGCGCUACUUUUCGAACAGAUAUGAAGACCGACGGUUGGAUGUUGGCGUGCUUCCUCGUGCACUAUUCGCACUAUGAACGAGGCGUGGCUUUUCCAUAUGAGUCCGUCUCCUUGGCUUGGACAUAUUUGAAGUUGUCGAAGAACGCGGCAGCGUUCUCUCCACCAGCAUACUUCGGGACAUUUUCAGUCUCAGCACGGGAACAGCUGAAUCCGUGCGGUGAGGGGGUGUCGUCGCUGGCGCAAUACCAGUUGGGAGGACAGCAUGGAGGAGUGUCGCCGGUGGCGCAACACCAACUGGGAGGACAGCAACGGGGUGUGAAGGGAGGGCAGCAGGCAGGGGUGGUGUCGUCGCUGGCGCAAUACCAGCUGGGAGGACAGUAGGGAAGAAUGUCGUCACGGGCGCAAUGCCAGCUGGGGGGACAGCAAAGACAGCUGUGGAGGAGGAAUCUUUAGAAGUACGGCGGCGACACCCAUAUGCACGUGAUAAACGCUUUGUUCUUCUUGAUUGUUCUCGCGUUGUGGGGCGGAACAAUUCUCGCCCGUGCAGUCGGCACAUGGAAUUGUAGUGGUUGUUGUCGGGGGGAAGGACUGGUCACGGGGCUGCCUCAGAUUGAGCGAGACGGCGGGCGUUUUCCUCUUGGUGUACCCGGUGGCAGUGCCGAUCAGCAAUGCCGCAC